Molecule: messenger RNA, 733 nt
Organism: Penaeus monodon (black tiger shrimp)
Lineage: Eukaryota; Metazoa; Arthropoda; Malacostraca; Decapoda; Penaeidae
Product: putative protein TPRXL
Exons: 3
Coding region: 1-675 (224 amino acids)
Source: RefSeq, a predicted model, not a curated record
AUGGUGACAGCAUCAAUAGCCCCAGGAGAAGUGUAUGCUGUCCCAUUGCCCACACAAACAUUUUCUCCAUUAAAUUAUUCCCCAAAGCCUUACUCACAGGCUUAUAGCCAGUAUUCAAAUCCAUACACCCAAGUGUUACCUCCUCGUUCAAGUCAUAGUAGUUUUUAUAAUAACGUGUCCAGUAGUGGUCGGGACAUCCACAGUAGUAGUAGCAGUAGUGAUCAUUCAUCAAGCUCAGGAAGCAGCAGUACAACUACCACGUCUGGUGGCGUGAUGGGAACGAGCGGGUCUGUGCGGGAGAUGGCCAGCAGCUGGCCCACACCCAGUCACAUGCCCAAUCUUAGUACAGGCCAACGGGAGGCCUGGGGAGGCACUGGCAGUAGUCAAGGGGUGCCUGCCACCACCACCUCGGUCACUCACACUCCCCCCAUGCACAGGAAAACUCCUGAGCCAGUAAGGUUCAACCCCGAGCCGUGGGCUCCUCGCGGCCGCUUUGCUCAGCCCGCGCACUCUCACCACUUCCGCUCGCACUCCACUGACCUCUCGACCCGCGGCCUGCCCAGGUACGUACUCUCUCCCUCCCUAGUCCGCAUGGAGGCCCUGGCUGCUGCUGCUGCCCAGUUUGUGGUCCCUCGCAGCUGUGUUACAUCACCUGCCAUUAUUGGAUUUUUUUAAACUUUGGGUUAUGUUUUUUGUUUCUUUUAUUCAUGUUAUAUAUAAUUGUUUAUGUAUA